GUUUUGAAGUUAUUCUCAAAAGCAAAUCUGGUGCCAAACAAAAGAAGAUGCAAUGGGAGCCUCCAGUGGACCAAGGCUUUCUGGGAUGCAGAAACAAGUCCUUGGUCUAUACAGAGGGUUUCUGAGGGCAGCCCGUGCAAAAUCUGCUGAAGAUCGACAACAGAUUGAGUCACUUGUGUCAAUUGAGUUCCGCCGCAAUGCCAAGGAGGUAGACCCCAAAAAUUUCCUUUACAUUGAGUACUUGCUUCGCCGUGCUAAGAAACAGCUUGAUCAGCUCAUGAGCCCCGAUAUUGUUGGAUUAUCAGCCCUGAAUGUCAGUUUUUCACAGAUAAAACAUCCUACAAAUUGAAGUAAGAAUUUCAUCUAUUCUUAUUUACUUGUCGAGCCAAAUUUAGUUUGAUCCAUUGUUUAACACAGAGCAACAGAGGAAAAUAAAUUUUUGGCUGAAAUUUCCAUGUUACUAUAAAAUCUCAAUGUAAGCUAUUCAGAAAGCUAUAAAUUGUGCGAUUCAUUGAUGGUCAUGGCCUGUUUCAAGUCCUGUUUUCUGUGUUGCUUAUUGUUCGUUAGACGAUAAAUAAAGACCAAAGAUUGAUUUGUGACAAGUUGCGAUAGAAGAUUGUGGUUUGUUUGAUGGGAAUGGUAAGCAAAUAUUACUUUCGAAGACGGAUUAAUAAAAUGAUACAUAGAAAUAUAA
Prunus avium (sweet cherry) is the source of this 694-nucleotide messenger RNA. The record is from RefSeq and is a predicted model, not a curated record. Lineage: Eukaryota; Viridiplantae; Streptophyta; Magnoliopsida; Rosales; Rosaceae.